CUUCACGACAGUGUGGCUGCGCGUGUGAUUUGAGGAACAGGCGCUGAGAUGUGUGGUAUCUGGGCUUUGUUUGGCAGUGAUGAGUGCCUGUCAGUUCAGUGCACUAGCGCCAUGAAGAUUGCCCACAGGGGCCCCGACGCCUUCCGCUUCGAGAACGUCAAUGGCUUCACCAACUGCUGCUUCGGCUUCCACCGGCUGGCCAUUGUGGACCAGCUGUACGGCAUGCAGCCCCUACGGAUCAAGAAGUUUCCCUUCUUGUGGCUCUGCUACAACGGAGAAAUUUACAACCAUCACGCGCUGAGGAAGCAGUUUGAGUUCGAUUACCAGACUAAAGUGGACGGGGAGGUCUUGCUGCACCUGUAUGACCGCUUUGGCAUUCAGAAGAUGGCGUCUCUCCUGGAUGGUGUGUUUGCUUUCGUCCUGCUGGACACCGCCAACAGAAAAGUCUUCUUGGGAAGGGACACGUACGGAGUCCGGCCUCUUUUCAAGCUCCUCACAGACGAUGGAUUCCUUGCAGUCUGCUCAGAGGCCAAAGGCCUCACAGACAUUACCCAUGCGGCGGCCACCCCAGCCAACAUUAUCCCUUUUCUCCCGGGGCACUUUGAGGCCUUUGAUUUGAAUCUGAAUGGCAAAGUUCAGUCUAUUCAAAUGGAGCAGUUCCACCGCUGCACACAGGAGCCUGCUCACGCCACCUGCAACCCUUUGGAGAUACUACCUACAAAGUUUGAUGAGGAAACGGUGAAAAGCAACAUCAGAACGCUGUUUGAGAGCGCUGUGAGGAAGCGUCUGAUGGCUCACAGGAGAAUCGGUUGUCUUCUGUCAGGGGGUCUGGACUCGAGUUUGGUCGCUGCUACGCUGGUGAAACUGGCCAAAGAGGAGAAGCUGCAGUAUCCCAUCCAGACGUUUUCGAUCGGGUCAGAGGACAGUCCAGACGUCAUCGCUGCUCGCAAGGUUGCUGCUCACAUUGGAAGCGAACACCACGAGGUCAACUUCACCGCAGAAGAAGGCAUCCAGGUGGUAGACGACGUCAUCUUCCACCUGGAGACCUACGACAUCACCACCAUACGUGCCUCUGUGGGGAUGUACCUGAUUUCAAAGUACAUCAGGGAGAAGACAGACAGCGUGGUGAUCUUCUCUGGAGAGGGAUCUGAUGAGCUGACUCAGGGAUACAUUUACUUCCACAAGGCUCCAACCCCCAAAGCAGCGGCAGAGGACAGCGUUCGGCUGAUGGAGGAGCUCUACCUGUUCGACGUCCUCCGAGCCGAUCGCACCACUGCUGCACACGGCCUGGAGCUCCGAGUGCCUUUCCUGGACCACAGAUUCACAGCGUACUACCUCUCCCUGCCUGAGGACAUGAGGAUUCCUAAGAAUGGAGUGGAGAAGCACCUCCUGAGAGAUUCCUUCAAAGGACUCAACCUGAUCCCUGAUGAGAUCCUGUGGAGGCGUAAAGAAGCCUUCAGCGAUGGUAUGAUGUCAUUGAAGAAGUCCUGGUACACCUGCCUGCAGGAGCACCUCGAAUCUAUGGUGAACGACGACCAGAUGGAGAAGGCUCACAAGACGUUCCCUCACAACCCUCCGAGCACCAAAGAGGCCUACUACUACAGACAGGUGUUCGAGAAGCACUAUCCGGGCCGGGCCAAGUGGCUCUCCCAUUACUGGAUGCCGCGCUGGAUCAACGCCAGCGACCCCUCGGCCCGGACCCUGUCCAUCUACAAACCCGAUAAAGACCAGUGAUUGGCUGGAGUGUGUCAGUCAGCUGUAUGUUAGUCUUCUUUGUUGUAUACUAUAUAUGUCAUACUUAGCUUUACUUGAACUCUGAUCACAUUUAACUUAGUAGGAAUUAGUUUGCUUGACCCUUCGUGAUGUGACAGAGUUCGUCAGACUCAGAUCCAGCUUUGCGCUGUCAGACCUACUGUCUUAGGGAGUUAGGAGUUCAGCAUUGUCGUGUGUGGCAGCUUCCUUCCUCUGUUCAGCUUCAGCGCUGCUCUGCCCCGAGCUUAGCUCCCAAACUAGUUCAAAGAUCUGCUGAUUAAAAUUCAAGCAAAACUGUUUUAGUCAGACGCCCGUGAAACAGAAGCCGGAAGAAGGCGUCUGAAGCACGUCUGCUGUUUGGCAGCUUGUCAGGCGUCGACACCGCGGCAAGAUGUUAAACGUAGCAAUAACAGAUGUUGAAGCAGCUUGAUGGUCCUGAUUGACGCUGCAGUUUGUCUCGGUGCUUAAUAUUCAUUUAAUGCUCUGUUAAUGUGCUGUGCACGCAAGGAAACUAAUUUGUCCGACCUUAGUUGAAUCAUUCGACCAAUUCCAGCUCCACAGUCCACCUGUACGGCACACACACACACACACACACACACACACACACACGUUUAAGAGCUGAAGAGUUGUAGUUUCUCACCUUGGCAGGGUGGAGGUCCACUCCGUACAUGGAGAGUUUCUUGGCGUUCUCCAGGAACAUCAGGUCCGCCUGGGCCGGACUCAUUGACCUACAGCAACACCACAGCAGGAAUCCAACACACAUCAAACACUGAUUAGAUGAUCUACGUGCCAUGUGACAUUGAUUUGUGACGGCAAGCACAAAGGCCGUCUACACACAAAGGCUUUUCAGCUGUGCCAAGAACUAUUUAGUUAUCUUUUAUUAUUAUUAUUUUUUAUUAUCAUUUGGUUUUAUGAUCAAGGACACAAUAGUGAUAAUCAGGUUCUGUAUCAUCCUCUUAAAUCCAGAAGUGAACAGGUUGUUAAAGGCCUCGGAGGAGAAAACAUUUAACACAGCCCACAUAAUGUGUAAAGUUAUGGUCUGAGUGUGGGAGGGUCACAGUAUUUACAGUGUAAAUAAUGUGUGGCCUCAUAAACGAGCAUCGUGUACAGUGAUAAAUAUAUUUUAAUAACUGAUAACCGAUCCGUUCAUCUGCCCGUUUGGUGAAAGGACCUCAGUUGUUUUUAAUGUGUACGUGUCAGUUUUGGGUUAAAUGAAUUCUGCUAACACCAAAAACACUGAUGCUCCAUCGUGUUGCCUUCUUCUGUAUAUUAUGCAAUUUGUGUGAAGGACAUGUUGACAGUUUCUCUUGGUUCUCAUGGACAGAGGUGAGUCAUAUGUGAGGCCUGUCAGUAAAACUUUUCACACUUAUUAAUGUCAUCUCUGCUGCUUGUUCUUUUUUUUUUUUUUUACUGGGUAGCAAGUCUUAGGUUUGGAAUGGCUAUGCAAACAGACAGUGCGUUACAUUGGAGUGAUGAUAGGUUUUAUUCAUAUUGCUCAUUGCUUGUUUUAUGGGCUGAGAAAUGAACCAGUGAGAGUGAACUACAGUCAGCGGAUAAAGCAUUAUCUGACAAUAUACUGCAGUGCAUCAGCACUAACUACAGUCUGAGAGUCUCACACUUAACAGAGUUUGCUCUGUACUGUCACCUCUGUAGUUUUGUCCUCUCCCUGUCAGCAUCAUCAUCUGCCUCUUCUUUUCUACUAAUUGUUUCUGUUUCAUACUAAAAUAAAAAAUAAAAACAAAAUCA
Messenger RNA from Toxotes jaculatrix (banded archerfish), 3498 nucleotides. RefSeq names its product asparagine synthetase (gene asns). Gene Ontology annotation, molecular function: asparagine synthase (glutamine-hydrolyzing) activity. The record is from RefSeq and is a predicted model, not a curated record. NCBI's taxonomy places the organism in Eukaryota, Metazoa, Chordata, Actinopteri, Toxotidae. Bases 49 to 1734 code for a protein of 561 amino acids. Gene Ontology annotation, cellular component: cytosol. The transcript has 12 exons.